Cyclocybe aegerita is the source of this 882-nucleotide messenger RNA. The record is from the annotation of a GenBank genome assembly. Lineage: Eukaryota; Fungi; Basidiomycota; Agaricomycetes; Agaricales; Hemipholiotaceae.
AUGCCACUGGCUUGCGUAUCGUUGUGGGUCGAUGACUUUCGCGUUUUUCUGCAAUUUCCACCCUUCAUGAUGACGAGGACGGUAGGGCGUUGCCAGACUUCACUUCAGACGCGGCAAAUAAUGUGGAACCUCCCAAGUCGCGUUCGGUCCUGUCGCCAAUUCACCCUUAUUCCAAACUUUUACGCCCCAGGCCACAAACCUCCCUCGAUCGGUGCGAACGCAAGCCCAAACCCUCUUCGAACACUUCAGCCUCCUUGGUACAAAUAUCAGGUCAUCGAGGCGCAACUCCAUCGCCCCAGAAGUAAUCUAUGCAUAGCUAUGCAUCCCGAGGAUGCUAAAAGAGAAGACAAUGUAAAGAUUGGUCAAAACAGAUUAGAGCCAUCCCGGCCAUGGCUCCUUUUCUGCGCCACCCUCUUCGGAUGGGGUCAUAGCAUUGCAGUCUGUUUCCGCCUGACACCCACCCCCCAUCGACAUGGCUACCCGCGAGUCAUGCCGCCUACCCUUUCUCCAUCUCCAAUGUGCCUCCUCGCCUCAUACCUUGGCCACGAGGAGUUCAAACGGCGGCAUUCACCUGCCUCCCAAGCUCUUCAAGUGCGAACGACUGAGGAAGAGACAACGGAAGAUAGGCCAGAGAAGAAGGUUAAGCAGCAGCAGCUUACGGUUGAUUUGACGAUGUCGGAUGAAGACUGCCUCCAGAAAGCGAAGGACAUGCUUCUCCUCUCCAAGCAAGCAAUACCGCUUCCAGCACCAACGCCUUCACUACUAUCCGUAAAGAAGAAACCCGCUCGACUGGUCUCAUGUCUGACAUCGGGCAUAGUUCCACCCAACUCCUUCUCAGGUGCUGGUCUUCAGCACUCGCUUCUUCUGAAGGGCGUGUGGUGA